Messenger RNA from Ambispora leptoticha, 1557 nucleotides. The record is from the annotation of a GenBank genome assembly. NCBI's taxonomy places the organism in Eukaryota, Fungi, Glomeromycota, Glomeromycetes, Archaeosporales, Ambisporaceae.
AUGCGUUGUUUAUUUUGCGCUAUCCCGAAACCAAAAAUUCUCCUCCCUCUAAUAAUCUUGACAUCACUGGGUCUCUUUUUUCUAAUAUCAUAUAGCUAUGAACCUGUCACUGGAUACGUGGACAAAAUACUCGACAAAACCGCGGGCAAUGCGACUUUAAAUAACACAAGCUUCGAAGACUUGACUAUCUACUCGGGUCCGCAAGUAAACUACUCCAGUAUCGAAGAAGAGUACCAAGAAAAGUUCUUAACAUAUUUACCACAUAGUGGGUUUCAUAACCAACGCAUUUCGCUCGAGAAUGCGAUAUUUCUCGCGUGGGCAACAAACAGAACAUUGGUGAUUCCGCCCAUUAUUUUCGGUGCUAAAAUUCCUUAUCAGACAUUUUCUUUGCUUGCUAAUAGGUUGAGUCUAAUAGGUAAAGAAGUUUUACCCGAUUGUAGUAAUGAAACUGUUGCCAAUAAGAAAGAAGCUUGCGAGGUGAAACGCAAUAGAAGUUUCCGUACGUUGGUGAAAUGGGAUCAAGUGAUGGAUCUCUCUUUCGCCAAAGAGUUUGCUCGUACAGUGCAACGAAGCGACUUCAAUCAAUCCACUCUGUUUCGAAUGGUUAACGUGACAGAUACGAAACAAGUUUACGUGCAACCGGAUAAGACACUAUACGACUUUGAGAUUUUUGAUAAUCCGAAUGCGAACUUAAGUCAGCAGAGAUUUCAAAAUAAAUUGCUCCUCUCUGAUCUUAAAUUACGACGGGAGAAGCUCAUGUAUUUCGGGAGUAUUUUUAGCUCGCAGAGAAUUGUUACAGAGUUAUCGGAAAAUAGAAGUUUCUUUGACCAAGUUCGAAAGCAUAUGAUUAUUGGCAAUCCGGUAAUGCUAGGGGUGGUGGAAAAGAUAGUGGAUGAGUUGGGUGGAUUAGGGAGCUUUGUGGGUAUUUAUUUGAAAAUCGGAGAUGGCAAAACUUUAAAUAACAACACUAUUUCCACGAUAAAUAAUAUCACAAAACAACUCAUCGAUGAAUAUGCUCCAGAAAUGAAAUCUGACAUAAAAUUAGACGAGGCGGCGGCCAAUGACACAAAUAAUACGGAUAACACAAAUAACCAAGAUGAUCUUGAAGAUAAUUUAGACGACUCCGAGGAAGAUCCAAAUACUCUUGAAACACCGAUUGAGCGACGACGUAGUUUUGCGGCGGGUCGAGGUCUUCAAGCAUCUGGUCUUGUAGCUGAAUGUCAGUCGAAAGCUAAACCUACACAAAAUGACAUGCCUAUUAUUUACAUUGCUACGGAUGCAUCACGUUUAAAUUCAUCACUUUCACAAGAAGCAUUUAAAGAGAUUUUCUCGAUAUUUCCGUGUGUCUUUUUUAUUGGUAAUUUCAGUGACCAAUUGAAUCCAAUCGACUCUAUUCGAAAUCCAUCUGACAAUUCGACACUUUCUCAAUAUUUAUUACCGUUGGUUGAUUUAAAUGUCGUCGCGAGUGGCCAACAAAUUAUUAGCUCAACACGUGGUGCUGCUUCAAAUUAUGCCGCACGUUUACAUCUAACUUUGGUGGGGACUGAACUUGAGUAA